GCAGGCUCGGGCGCAGGUUGCAGCAGAGAGGGGCCUCAGCUGUUGUGGUUAUUGUGCCGCCCCUCCCCCACCCGGACCCAGCGGCGACCCGUCGCUGCAGGCCCGUUGCUCUAGCCCCAGCACCCGGGACUAAGGACUCCGUGACCCUGUCUUCGGGCCUGUCCGCGCCGGAGCAACUCGGGACUGCGUAGCACCCCGCAUGCCGACAUGGGAAAGUCUUUUUCUCAUUUGCCUUUACAUUCAAAUAAAGAAGAUGCUUAUGAUGGAGUCACAUCCACUGAAAAUAUAAGGACUGGAUUGGUUAAUAGUGAAAUACAUAAUGAAGAUGGAAGAAGUGGAGAUGUCUCUCAGUUUCCAUAUGUGGAAUUUACAGGAAGAGACAGUGUCACUUGCCCCACUUGUCAAGGAACAGGAAGAAUUCCUAGGGGACAAGAAAACCAACUGGUGGCAUUAAUUCCAUACAGUGAUCAGAGAUUAAGGCCAAGAAGAACAAAACUGUAUGUGAUGGCUUCUGUGUUUGUCUGUCUGCUUCUUUCUGGACUGGCUGUGUUUUUCCUUUUCCCUCGCUCUAUCGACGUGAAAUACAUUGGUGUAAAAUCGGCAUACGUCAGUUAUGAUGUUCCAAAGCGUACAAUAUAUUUAAAUAUCACGAACACACUAAAUAUAACGAACAAUAACUAUUAUUCUGUCGAAGUUGAAAACAUCACUGCACAAGUUCAGUUUUCAAAAACAGUUAUUGGAAAGGCACGCUUAAACAACAUUACCAAUAUUGGUCCACUGGAUAUGAAACAGAUUGAUUAUACAGUACCUACUAUCAUAGCAGAAGAAAUGAGUUACAUGUUUGAUUUCUGUACACUGACAUCCAUCAAAGUGCAUAACAUAGUACUCAUGAUGCAAGUUACUGUAACAACAACUUACUUUGGACACUCAGAACAGAUAUCCCAGGAGAGGUACCAGUACGUUGAUUGUGGAAGGAACACAACUUAUCACUUGGGGCAGUCUGAAUAUUUAAAUGUACUUCAGCCACAGCAAUGAAAACUGAGAGAUGCACCUGGAGAAGAAAUACCUAUUGACAUUUUCCAAACUCUGAAGGAUGAGGUACUUACUUCCGGAUAGGAGAUCUUAAAUUGAACAACCUAAAGUUUACACUUCUGUUUUAAAAGUACAGCUAAGAGUAUGUGGACUUGUAGGUUAUUACAACUCUCUACUCUGUGUUCAUGAUAUUUGUACCAGGAUCUUUUACUUGAAUCUAAAUUUACUGAUUGGUUUUCUUUGUUCCUGGUCCCCAAAGGGGAAAACUAAGACUUCUCCUACAGGAUAAAUAAUUAUUUAAAAUUCACAGCUCUAAUCACUACUGAAAACAUAAUUGAUGAUUUGUGAUGAAUAUAAUUAUGUGAUGAACAUAAUUUGAGAAACUUUAUUUCUGAAUGUUUUUAUAGAAAAUUACUGUGGGCCUAUUCGUGAAGACAUUUAAAGAGUAACUUUUUUUUUCCUGUUUUAUAAAUUCCCUUUGCUACUUGGUAGUAUUUCAGCUAUAUGCUAUUUUAGCUUUUAGCUAAAUGUUUUUAUUUUUUCAUUUUGAAAUCCUACUCAUUUGCAUGUUUUUGUCAGUCUUACUUCAAGCUAUUGCUUGCAUAACACUUAAUAAACCAAAAUAAUCUUUGCAGAAUUCUGUACCUAAAAUUUUUUAAAACCCCUAAAUAAUGGGUUUCACAUGUCUUUCCAUGUUAGUUAUAGUUGUGUGAAAUUUUUAUGUAAUCUUCAAACAUCAUUUAAUGUACAGUAUUGUAAAUAAAUUCUGCAUGGCUUUUAUGUAGCUUUAAUAAAUGUCAAAUAAAGUGAUACAGAUUUAAAAUAUAGUAAGUUGCUCAUAAAAAUUUGUAAAGAAAGGAAAAUGAUAUUCAGAAACCUCUAGAAUGUAUGUUUCCAAUUACAUAUUAGAUCAGGCAUAACAUAGAUUUGAAAUAAAAUAUUUUGAUGCUCCACUUUUUUUAAUGUUGCUUUUCAUACUAAAGAAUUAUGGAUACACUUACUUUUCAGAACUGUUAGGUACCCAAAUGAUCAAUUUUAUGAAUGUUUUAGAGGAGGAAGUUAUUUCUUUGGUAAAAUUAUCCAAGAAAUCCUGUUAUUAAAUUACGGUGGCUAUAGCAAAAUAAAACCUAUAUUAUGCUUUUAAAAAUUACUUUGCACAUCAUGGAUAUCAUGCCCCUAGCAGUUACAUUUUUAAAGUUUUCUACUUUUGGUUUGGAUUUUAUUUAAAAUUGUUUUCAAGUGUAAAUUAUUGACUUAUUCAUUUUGCUAUUUUAUAUUUUUAAUACCAUUUUGCAUUUGGGCUUUUUGCCUUUUUGGUUACCACGUUCUGAGUACCUUUUAAAUACCUACCACUGAGCAUAGGGGCUGACUGUGAUACCAAAAACAGUAAGUGGCUUGAGAGUAGUUUCCUAUGUUCCCUAGUGACAGAGAUCAGGUUACCCCUCUCCUUACUCCCAAAGUGCCUAACAUGGGUCUGAAACAUUCUUAUUAUAAGUCUGACUCUCUCAACUAUAGAACAUGAGCUUUAUUUAAUUAGUUAGAGCUAAUGAAGCCCUCCUUUCUGCCUUUAAACCUACUCAGGUUUCCCCUUACUUAGCUUUCAUAUUACUUUCUCUAAGUUUUCCUCAGUGAACAUUUAAAUGGGUGAAAUGCACUAACUUCUUUUUUUUUUUUAACUACUUAGUCUUCCCUUAAUCCAUCGCUAACUCAUCCAUCCUUACUAUUAAACUAAAAUCACCCCUUUAAAUUUAUUAUGGAUUUUGUAGUCCAACCCAAUCUUUAAUAUUUUUUCUGCAAUGUUUUUUGACUACUCCCCUUCUCCUUGAAAUUGCACUUUUCUAAUGUGUGUGUUCUAUUUGUAUUUUUCAUGUCAUUCUCAUUUCAUUUUUUCUCAUUCUCCUAUCUUUUGAUAUCUUUUAAUGAGUAGUAUCCAGACCCUCUUCUGCCUCAAAAUUUCUACUCCUGUAUCUUCAGCAAUCACCUAUAUUAAGGCUUCCAGCUCUGUUUCUACAUACCUGACAGUAACCUGUCUAGUUUCUCAUUUAGCUAAUGCCUUAGAGAUAACAGUAUUUCAGUGACUGUGUAAAAAUCAAACAUUGUUAAAAAAUUUUUUAUCAUGUUUUGUUCUCACCUGCCCUUAUGUCCCAUUUCUUCAAAAUCAUUCUUCAGAUAUGCCUCCUUCAAAAAUCAAUCCUGAUUUAUUUUCCUGCUUUGUAUCUUUUUUUUUUUUUUUUGUGGUACACGGGCCUCUCUCACUGUUGUGGCCUCUCCCGUUGCGGAGCACAGGCUCCAGACGCGCAGGCUCAGCGGCCAUGGCUCACGGGCCUAGCCGCUCCGCGGCAUGUGGGAUCUUCCCAGACUGGGGUCAAACCCGUGUCCCCUGCAUUGGCAGGCGGACUCUCAACCACUGCGCCACCAGGGAAGCCCCCUGCUUUGUAUCUUUUAACCUUGGAAAACUAUAUAGUGUAAAUUAAAUGGACUUUUCUGUU
Molecule: messenger RNA, 3521 nt
Organism: Lagenorhynchus albirostris (white-beaked dolphin)
Lineage: Eukaryota; Metazoa; Chordata; Mammalia; Artiodactyla; Delphinidae
Gene: TMEM106B
Product: transmembrane protein 106B
Exons: 8
Coding region: 208-1035 (275 amino acids)
Biological process (GO): lysosome localization; lysosome organization; lysosomal transport
Cellular component (GO): lysosomal membrane
Source: RefSeq, a predicted model, not a curated record